Molecule: messenger RNA, 847 nt
Organism: Glycine soja
Lineage: Eukaryota; Viridiplantae; Streptophyta; Magnoliopsida; Fabales; Fabaceae
Product: putative protein TPRXL
Exons: 1
Coding region: 102-716 (204 amino acids)
Source: RefSeq, a predicted model, not a curated record
ACAUGUCUCUAUUUUACACUUUCCCAUCUUCAACACAUACUCAUAUAUACAUAACAACAUACACACACUAUUCUCAUAACCUAUAACUAGUAAUAUUAAGGAUGUCAUCAAAGCCUUCUAACAUUGUUGUACAAAGGAAUCAUCAGAGGAAAGAGAAGGACACAAUGAUGAGCCUUGAUCAUAGUAAGCUAAAAAGAGAAUUGUCCAAUCUCUCCAAUGAAGCCUACCAUGUUGAAUCUUCUUCAAUUCCCUUUGUGUGGGAAUCUCAACCAGGAACUCCAAAGGUUAGAUUCAAAGAAAAUUCUCUCCCUCCUCUCACACCACCACCAUCUUAUUUCCAAAAUGCUACCAAAAAAGCCACUACCAAGGCCAAGAAUAAGAACUCACCUAAAUCUAGCUUCUUGCAAACUCUAUUCCCCAAACGUGCUACUAGAAAAGGUGGUGUUCCUCCACAAACUGGAUCUCAAAAUAUUUGGUCUUAUUCUUCUAAUUCUCCCUCUUCUUCUUCCUCUUCUUCGUCAUCAUCUUUGUCAUUCUCUUCGCCACGGCCUACGUCGUAUUCAGUGCCAUCUUCUCCGAUGAUACACUCGCGGAAGGGUGAAGAAGAUGAAGAUCUGUAUGAGGUGAGUAGUUCGGGUUUGUGCUUUGGUAAUGCCAGGUCAAGAGGGUGUUAUUCAUCCAUGUUCAAGAAAGUACUGCUUGGAGAUUUUCUGUGAUGUUGCAUAGGCUCAUAGCUGCCUUUUCUCUAUGGUUGUUGUUAAUAAUGUGUGGCUAGUUGGAUAGAUUGUAUGUGCCAAACUGAUUCUUAAAGUAAUGAAGUGCAUCAUAUCUUUAACUUCCUUAUCUA